Messenger RNA from Temnothorax curvispinosus, 2756 nucleotides. RefSeq lists its product as uncharacterized. The record is from RefSeq and is a predicted model, not a curated record. Lineage: Eukaryota; Metazoa; Arthropoda; Insecta; Hymenoptera; Formicidae. Bases 1506 to 2591 code for a protein of 361 amino acids. The transcript has 6 exons.
AAGACAUUUUACGAUUUUAAUAUUACAAAUGUUUCAUGUUGGAUUAUAUUAAAAAAUCACUUUCCAUUUGAUGUCACAACGGUAUAAUUUUUGCUUUCAAGUCUUUUGAAUUGGAUGACACAUCGCGGAGUAAUUGUACAUGCCAUUGUAUUAUUGUUCAGUUCAAAAGUUUUAUACACUGUGUCCCAAGUUGAAAAGAAUAGAGAUAAUUCGUUUCUUUUUUUAAUUAUGAUGUAUUUAUUGUUAAGCAGUUAUUAAGUUACGAAAUGUGUAGUUCUCAUAUUUUACGAUUACAAGGUAAAUGACACAAUAAAUAAGUUAAUAACUAUAUACAUAGGUUCUAUAUGUUUCCAUUGUUUAUACUUAUCAUUACAGGAAUUUGAAAAGGGAAAGCGUAGUGUUGUACAAUAUCAUUAUUAUGCAGUAUGCAAUAUUUGUAUUAAAUUUAUACGGGGAGUAGAAUAAAAUAAAAGACAAUCUUUGUCAAAUUGAAAUUUUGCCAUUUAAAAAAGAAUCCAAAUUUUAGAAAUAAAUUGUGUUACGCUAUAGAAAUGAAGUCGAAAAAUAUUGAGGAUAAAAAAUAUUUUUUGCAAUAAAUCUCGCGCAAUGGUUCUAAAGAUGCUUAUUAGCAUCAUUAUCAUUAAAUUGAUUCUCAAUGUGAUUGUAUUAUUCCAGUUUCAGUCUGCGUUUCAAGAUAGACAUUAAUUAACGCCCGAGACACGCAAGACCAGGAUUCUGAAGGAUGGCCGUGUCGCGUAGAGUAAUGAAAAAGCAGAGAGCUUUGGUUUUUAGACCGUGCGGGAUCAACAUCGCCGCGGAUCAGACGGUAGUCGGCUGAGAAGGGACGUGCGCUUGGCCGCGUUACAAGAGAUUUACGCCGUAAUGGCAAGAACUAACACGUUAUCCUCGCGCGAUGCCGCUCCCAUGCGAGUUAGCGGCAUACUGUGGAACCGGAGGCUGUGUUAAGAGUGCGUUAACACGCGCGGUGAUAUUCGGCGCCGCGGAGAAAGGAUCUAGUUUCGUGACGGACCGGUUUGCCGUAUGGCCGGCCAGUUCAAUAGACGAUAACGGCGCCGAGUGCGUUACCAUUGUGUUCAUAUCCGUUUCUCGGAAUUGCCAUACCUGACGUUCUCCAAUUGUGCACCUAGCGUCUAUCGCUGAUAAAGAAGAGGAGAGGGAGAUAAAGAAAUAGGAAGGACCCUCGACGUUUCACCUUCGAGUAUUAACGUCAUCAAGCCAGUUGUGUGUCGGUGACUUGAACAGAGGAAACAGGAGGUAAAAAAUCAAGCGAGUGAACCGUCGUUUCACAUCGAAUCGUGAAGAGACGCAGAUUAAUGCAAGACGGAUGAGUGAGAGAAGAGGAAAUCACAAAUAAAAAAAUCAGAGGUGCCUAAGGAGGAAUAAGACGAGGACGAUCCAGGCGAGAUAUCAUAUAUUGCGAGACGGAGAAAAGUGUCUUCGGAGAAGUCGCGACGACUGCGGGGACCGAUGCUCAGGAUCGUACGAUGGCCGAGGCCCCGUCCGACCCGAGACCCGUGAGCGUCGUCGCCGUCGACGGUGCCGCUGUGGAUAAUGCCAGGAGCAGCGCGGACCAAACACAGGAAGCACGAGACGGUGGUCGGUCUUUUACCUCGACGGAGGCGCAGACAGAGCUGGGGCUUCAAAGUGGGGCUCCGGCGAGCCAGACCGAGGAGAUUCCCAGCGGUAUUCGAGACGCGCGUAGACGAGAGCGACGAAUACGCAGACAGCAUCGUCGCGCUCUGAGAUCUUGCUCUAUACCGACGUAUCCCGCCGCCACGCCAGGUUGCCAGACGGCAUCAACCGCACUGGGAAUGCCGCUGGUACCACCCGCCAGAGGUUUCCUUCACCCCCCGCCUCCGCAUUUGAGCCUCAGAGGCCUCAGCCUCGGUUUACCAUUCCCUGUACCCGCUAGCGUGUCUGCUUUCGGCAGGGACACAGUACCAAAACAGUGUUGCGGUUUGGGUUCCCCGCCAGUACGCUGGUCCAUAUUGGGUGUCGGCUUCGUAGGUCUAGUCUGCGCCGGUGCAGGCACACUCCUUGGCGCUCUUAAAGCCUCUGGUCGUGAUCACCUUUUGGGAAUAUUUAUGUCUGGUAUAGGAGUGCUUUUGGUAUUGGUGAGUGCAGUGGCAUGGCGAUUAACUAAUCAAGAUUAUUGCGGCAGCUUAUUCGGCUUCACAAGCAUUUCCGGUAGAAUACCCCCGGCGAGACCGAUACAUCCAUACGCCGCUAUGAUCUAUCCGGAAUUCCAAUUUAGAACGCCGCCACCGAGCUAUCAGGCUAGUAUGCAAGAGUAUAGACUUCGGUUGUUGUUAUUGGACCGAUUGCAGCCUACGUCGUCGCCGCCACCGACUUACAGGUCAAAUGCGGGAAGUAUUGUGACUCCUGGUACAGCAAGGGAGAGUCGACCGCCAAGUUAUUGUGCCGAAUCCAAUGUCGCGCCUAAUAUUACUUUAGUAUCUUCGAAGAAGGACGCAAAUCUCGUUAGGAUUGUCCAAACUGAAUCCGAACCGGUUAUCCUUAGUGGCGAUCAAACGCCACCGGUAGCUGUCGAAGUAUUAGCGCAUCUUUAGAUUAAGCGACAAAUUCAUCUGUGCUUUUGCCAUUUUUUUUUUUUUCGAAGUUUGAAGCGAUGAUGUACCUAACGUAGUGUUAUUAGGUAAAUUACUUUUUGGCAUGAGAAAAGAUGAAGAUGAAGUUCACAGACGCCAUGUAUGCCUUCACACCUUAAUUCUCAG